Molecule: messenger RNA, 3056 nt
Organism: Terrapene triunguis (Three-toed box turtle)
Lineage: Eukaryota; Metazoa; Chordata; Testudines; Emydidae
Gene: TTI1
Product: TELO2 interacting protein 1
Exons: 5
Coding region: 1-912 (303 amino acids)
Biological process (GO): chromatin remodeling
Cellular component (GO): cytoplasm
Source: RefSeq, a predicted model, not a curated record
AUGAGGCACGUGCCUAUGGCUUCCCGCUCAUUCCCACCGCUGCGAACUGUGCCCUGUCUUCCAGAGGUGCAGGCCCCCCCUCCUGAGCCUGAGAUGAACGACUCCAGUGCGGAGGGAGAGACUCCAUUGCCAGCCCAUGCCCAGAUAGCAAAGGAUGUGAUGGAGAGAUGUAUCCACUUACUGUCUGACAAGAGUCUGCGGGUGCGGCUGAAGGUCCUGGACGUGCUGGAGUUCUGCGUGAUUGUGCUGCAUCUUCAUGAAAACCAUCUGCUUCCCUUGGCUCAUCGCGCCUGGCCGGCUCUCGUCACCCGGCUGAUUAACGACGACCCGCUGGCAGUGCUCAGAGCUUUCAAGGUGCUAUGUACCCUGGCCGAGAAGUGUGGCGAUUUCCUGAGGCAACGAUUCUCCAAAGACGUCCUGCCCAAGCUGGCCGGUUCCCUUGUCACCCAGGCUCCGGUCAGUGCCAGAGCCGGACCCGUAUACAGCCAUACUCUUGCCUUCAAGUUACAGCUGGCCGUGCUGCAGGGGCUGGGUUCACUGUGUGAGAAACUGGACUUGGGCGAGAGUGACCUGAAUAAAGUAGCAGAUGCCUGUCUGAUUUACCUCAGUGCCAAACAACCCGUGAAACUGCAAGAGGCCGCCCGGAGCGUUUUCCUCCAUUUGAUGUGUGUGGACCCUGACGCCACCUGGCUCCUGCUGAACGAGAUCUGCUGCCCUCUCCCGUAUGAGCCCCCCCACCCCAGCCUCCAGCCGGUGAAGCUAGGCGGGAUGGGGAGGCAACGGACCGAAUUCACCGACAACGUGCUGGACCUGCUGGGUGAGCUGCAGCGACGGGAGACAGCAGCGUUUCAAGCCGGGCCCCGAGAGGCACCUGAGCCGCAACCCCCCUCGCUGACCGAGGCACUGGGAUAGCGGCCGGGGGAAGCGAGAAACGGCUGGUGUAAAUGCAAUGCUGUCUAGGAACGUCCCAUCGCCUCAGACUGAAUCGCUGCGGAGGAAGAUGAGAGCUGCUCCAGGACUGAGACCCGGCUCCCCGAGGGCAGAGUUGACAAAGCCAUUUGAGGGCGAGUUAGGUAUAGCACACGCCGGGCCUGCACUCCCCUGCACACACGUGGGGCCAAAGGGACACGUGCAUCUCAGGCUCUUUUGUGGCUAAAGAAGGAGAUUGUCAGGACGCUCCCAUCCCUAUUAUCAAAACGCUGGGCUGCUGCCUGGGGUCCCUGGCAGAAUGCCCCUGCCAGUGCUGCCCCAAGCCAGAGAAUGCAACUGCUUCCCUCCCCUAUCUCCCCCCACCGUACACGCACAUCCCCUUCUUCACUGAUUAUAAAUGAUGGCCUGAAAACUUGAACUGAAAUUUCUCCCCUCGCUGACCGGAACUUCUCCAAUAUGGCAGAUACUCUCUUCGGGGUUAGAACUCUGUCUCUAGCAGUGCUUCGUAUUAAAGAAACAAUGUAAAUAAAAUCAUGUUUCAAAGGAAAUCCCUCACCUGCGCUUCUGAUAAGAGCUGAGAUGAUCAAACCAGCAGAGAUUUUCCUAAAGUCCCUUUUAGCAGCAUUGGGGUAGUUUAUAUUUUGCAGUUCACUCACUUUGGGCAAUAAAACAAGACUGGCAGGUUUUACUUCCCAGGUCUCUUCCUAGAUUUUUCAGGGCAGAAGGGACCAUUCUGAUCAUUCUGUCCUGUGGUUUUCAACCUGUGGUCUGUGGAACCCUGGGGGUCCACAGACUAGGUCUAAGAUUUCCAAAGGGGUUCACGUCUCCAGUCGAAAUUUUUUAUGGGUCCACAAAUGUAAGAAGGUUGAAAACCACUGAUCUAAUCUGACCUGCAUCGCAGGCCAGAGAACAUCACCCAGUCAUUUCUGCAUCAAGCCCAUAACUUGUGGUUGAGCUAGAGCAGAUGUGUUAGAAAAGUAUCCAGUCUCGACGUAAAGAUGGCAAGUGUUUAAGGAUCCCCCACAGCCCUAGGUGAGUUGUUCUGAUGGUUAAUCCCCCUGCCCUUUAAAACACGGGGGGAUAUUUUUAGUCUGAAUUUGUCUAGCAUCAGCUUCCAGCCCUUGAAUGUUGCUAGGCCUUUUUCUGCUAAAUAGCCGUCGCCGAGUAGCAGACUCUUCCCCAAGUAGGCUACGUGUAGACUGUGAUCAAGUCACUAUUUAGCCUUCCCUUGGAUAAACUAAAGUGAGCAUCUUAAGGCGCUCACCAUAAGGCCUGUUUUCAGACCUCAAAUCAUUCUUGUAAUUCUUUUGUGCAUCCCUUUAAAUAUUUCAGCAUCCUAAGCCUAUGGGUCCUGGGUAGGCUCUUUGUAGUUCAAGUAUAGCAUAGGGGUGCUCACUGUUUUAUGGCACCUGGAAGUGCUGUUUGUGCACCGAGGGUUGUACCAUUUCUGCAACGCAUCACCAAGUGUUGUUUUGUUUGCUUGCACGGGUAUUGCCUGUAGGCAGCAGCUAGACUGCAGAAAUGAUUCUUAAUCAGAAAGACUGAGGCCUUUCAAAGGAAAAAAUUGAACAUUACUGAUGACACAAACUGCAUCACAGCUGACACUGAGCAUUCAGAAACAGCAUGCAGAUUCCCUGCAAGCACUGUACUACAUCCCACAUUCUGUUACCGUGAGAGGAGGAGAUGGAGGAGAGAAGUAAGAUUCAGAGAGGCAAAAACCGGUGUAGUUUAAGCAGGGAAAGGAACGUGGCUAAGGCCUUGUUAUGUUUCCCCUUGGGCCUACACUACUGCACUAGCCCAGCGAUGCCGUGUUUAGGUUCACAGCAUUGCAGGCAGACAUUAAAAUAAGAGGAAAGACCUGUUGCGUUAAUAAAAACCUGAACAAAACCUUUUGGAUUCAUGUUGGGUUUUGUACACUAUUUUUUCUUAAACCUAAAUUUGGCAGCUAGACUAAUGAGUGGCAAUUAACCCAGUGAUAUGGCUGAAUACCACUCACAGCCUAGUUUGAACCUCAUUGUUUUGCUGAUGAUGUUGCUUGGGGUCUGGCUUCAACCAUCAAACUACACCCAGCAUUAACUGAUUUUUCUGCACCAUUAAUUCGUUAGGAAAUAAAAUGCUAUAAAAUA